This is a messenger RNA of Phymastichus coffea, 1979 nucleotides long. RefSeq names its product vesicular glutamate transporter 1-like. The record is from RefSeq and is a predicted model, not a curated record. The transcript is spliced from 6 exons. Lineage: Eukaryota; Metazoa; Arthropoda; Insecta; Hymenoptera; Eulophidae. Bases 202 to 1755 code for a protein of 517 amino acids. Gene Ontology annotation, biological process: transmembrane transport; monoatomic anion transport. Gene Ontology annotation, cellular component: plasma membrane. Gene Ontology annotation, molecular function: transmembrane transporter activity.
UUAUUGCGCGCCGAUUGCAUUCCUAAAGUUCCGAGACGUGCGCGAUCGGAGCGAGCUUGUCCCGGCGUCAUCUCGCGCCGCACAGUAGUCGGUUGGCAUAGCAAUGCCGCGUUCCGAUUUUUCAACAUAACCAUAUUCCGUUGUCGUCGUCCUUUGACGAAAAUCGUGAUCGCGAUCGUGACAAUCUCGGACGCGCUGAGCAUGCCCGACAUCUGGAAGUUGUUGCGAUGGAUACCGGUGCGCGCGAUAAUCUGCGUCAUGAUGUUCACGGCUUGUUGGACGUCGUACAUGUGUCGGCUGCAGAUGCCCAUCCUCGCGGUGCCGAUGAUCCGUGAGAAGGCCGGGGAGGCGGGGAGCGCGAACGCCUGUCAAAAUUCCAACGGUGACGGCGGAGCCGCGGGUUCCAACGGGGAUGUGCGAAGGAUCUGGCAGAGCACCGACGUGUUGAUGCACGAUAUCGUGGACGAGCAGUGGAGCCGCCGAUUGAGACGUCAGGACGAUGCUGACGAUCACGCUCAUGAAAAGAGGACAAUGACCGAGUGGUUCACGGGUAAUCCCUUCGAUUGGUCGCCGUCGCUCAGAGGCCAGUUGUUGGCCGCGUACGCAUACGGAAACGUACCUGGCAAUCUGAUCGGCGGUGUACUGGCCAUCAAGUUCGGUCCACGGCAAACAAUUCUAUGGACAUCGGUGCUCGCUGCAGUAGUGUCCCUAGUGAGUCCGCUUCUGGCAAAUGUUCACUGGGGCUUCCUGAUGGCAAGUCGUGUUAUCGUCGGCUUGACCGGCGGAAUAACCUUCCCAGCUUGUCACACUCUCGUUGCCAAAUGGGCACCACCCGACGAAAAAUCGCGAUUCGUGUGGUCAUUGCUCGGUGGGACCUUUGGCACGAUAUUCACUUACCCAAUGAUCGCUGCUCUUGCGGAAAAAAUCAAUUGGGAGAGUGGCUGGUACGUACCGUCGCUGCUGUUGCUGUUUUGGUGCUUCUUUUGGUGGCUGCUGGCUUACGACUCGCCAAACGAGCAUCCUGGAAUCACCGAUGAGGAAAAGAAUUAUAUAAUCUCAUCGCAAGCCGGCACUGUGCGCGCAGAGAGGCCAACGUUGAAGGAAACGCCACUCGGAGCGAUCUUCACCUCGAUACCGUUCAUCUCGCUGAUCAUCUGUCACUUUGGCAACUUAUUCCUGCUGUUCUUUUAUCAGAACUCCAUGAUGCUAUAUCUCACUAAAGCGCUCGGCUUUCAAUUGACGAAAGGUGGCUUACUCGCGUCCUUGCCGUGGUUCGCUCGAAUGCUCUUCGGCUUUUUCUUCAGCUGGGGCGGUGACAUUGUCAAGCGCAAGCAGAUCGUGUCGCUGACCGCGUUUCGCAAAAGCGCUAUGAUAUUCUCUCACUUAUUGCCAGGAGUCUGCCUGAUCAUCGUCGGCUACGUCGGCUGCUCGUUCGUCCUCGCCAAUACCUUUCUGUUUCUAGCGUUGGGAUUCAACGGUGCCGCGAGCAUCUCAAACUUGUCGAACAAUCAAGAUCUUUCGCCGAACUUUGCGGGCUUUCUGUAUGGGAUCAUGAACACCGUUGGAACGACUACCGGGAUGAUAAUUCCACCUAUGGUCGAGGCGAUCGCCGGCAAACACAAUAAUGCGAUUGAACAAUGGCAAAUUGUCUUUUGGAUCGGCGCAAGUGUUUGCAUCGUCUCCAUGAUUAUAUAUAUACUUGGAGGAAGUGCACAAAUACAGCCGUGGAACGAAGGCAAGAAGCCUCGAGCUUGAGACAAGUACUCUUUCAUAAUUUAUGUUUUAAGAAUAAUUUUGUCGUGUAAAUUGACAUGUGUGCGUUUCGGUGAAUGAAUAUUUUGUUAUGUUAGUCUGUAGUAAUGAAUUGUAAAGGAUCGAGCAAAAUUGCACUGUUGUCAUUUUCCAUUGUGAUAUAUAAAUUAUACAUUGAUGCUGUUAUAGAAAUUAAUGUUUUUUUAUUUUACGAGUUAGCAGGGAUA